Messenger RNA from Lactuca virosa, 996 nucleotides. The record is from the annotation of a GenBank genome assembly. NCBI's taxonomy places the organism in Eukaryota, Viridiplantae, Streptophyta, Magnoliopsida, Asterales, Asteraceae.
AUGACUGCAACACUUCAUCUCACCGGCCGGCGACCUCAUCAGGCUCGCCUCACUUCACCGGCGAUUGCGACUCAUCAGCGUCACCGUCUCGGAGACUACUUGAGGGUGGCGACAGUGAACGAAGUCGAGGGCGGUGAUGUUCGUUGGAGACUCACUUGGGCGAAAGCAAUAGGAGUCGCUGAUUUGCAGAAAUAUAAAAAGGCUUUUCAUAUAUUUCUUAAACAUUUUUUUGUAAUAUACAAGAAUUGGAAGCCAUUAGAUUUAGAUAAUUCCACAGAAGCUGCUUUGGGUGUCGCAUAUGGGGAGGAGUCUGAAAAUCCUGAUGAGAUCAUCAUUGGCUGUUCUACUGCACAUCCUGCUGAAAUCAUAGUGAUCUUGAUAGAAGAAGUUACAAAUAUAACAGCUAUGGUCACUGAAUGCAUAUCAGGGUCUUCAAGUAGCUUGGUCAUUACACCUGAAGGUUUUCGUGUCUUAAAAUGUUUGACCAUCAUGACCCGGUCAAUGCAUAACUGUAAAGUUUUGGGGUAUUAUGGUGGUAUUCAAAAGCCGACAGCACUAAUGAAAGGUGCUAACAAAUAUGGUGUCAUUAUCAUUGUUGUUGUUUUUGGAUACGGAUAUGUUUGGUUGAAGCUAAACAACUUGACACUGUCUACUCAUCACUUGCAGCUACCAAGAGACAUUUAUCUACGAGGAUUGACCGUGUUGAUAGUAGUCUUUAACAAGACGGAUUUGAAAUCUUUGGAAGGGAUUUCGGAAGAUGAUAAGAAGUUAGUUAGAAGCAAUGAAUAUUUUUGUUGUAGAUGGUCAACAGCUAAAGCCAUGGAAGCUGAAAAGGUGAAGAGGAAACUCGAAAGGGAUAAUGAGAAUGAAAAUGAUGGAGCGGGUGUUUACUCUGCAACUUUGAAGAAACAUUAUCUUUUAGCUGAUGAUAAAUGGAAGGAAGAUAACAUGCCUGAAAUACUCGAUGGGCAUAACGUGUAUGAUUUUAUUGAUUAG